Molecule: messenger RNA, 1344 nt
Organism: Rhinolophus ferrumequinum (greater horseshoe bat)
Lineage: Eukaryota; Metazoa; Chordata; Mammalia; Chiroptera; Rhinolophidae
Gene: CTSD
Product: cathepsin D
Exons: 9
Coding region: 108-1340 (410 amino acids)
Biological process (GO): proteolysis
Cellular component (GO): lysosome
Molecular function (GO): aspartic-type endopeptidase activity
Source: RefSeq, a predicted model, not a curated record
CCCGGGUGCAAACAAGCCGGUCAGCUGACCCGGCCCGACUGCGCCGUCAUCCCAGGUAUAAGCGCGCGACCUCCCGGGCGAUCUGCUCCGACCCGGCCGCCGCCACCAUGCAGCCUCCCAGCCUGCUGCUGCUCGCCCUCGGCCUGCUGGCGGCGUCCGCCGCCGCGCUGGUCAGAAUCCCACUGCACAAGUUCAAGUCCAUCCGCCGGACCAUGUCGGAGGUGGGGGGCCCCGUGGAAGAUCUGAUCGCCAAGGGCCCCAUUUGGAAAUAUGCCCAGGGUGUUCCUGCUGUGACUGGAGGUCCCAUCCCCGAGAUGCUCAAGAACUACAUGGACGCCCAGUACUACGGGGAGAUCGGCAUCGGGACCCCCCCACAGUGCUUCACUGUCGUCUUUGACACCGGCUCCUCCAACCUGUGGGUCCCCUCAAUCCACUGCAAGCUGCUGGACAUCGCCUGCUGGAUUCACCACAAGUACAACAGCGGCAAGUCCAGCACGUACGUGAAGAACGGUACAUCCUUUGACAUCCACUAUGGCUCGGGCAGCCUCUCAGGAUACCUGAGCCAGGACACCGUGUCGGUGCCCUGUAAUUCAGCUCUGUUGGGCCUGGGUGGCGUCAAGGUGGAGAGGCAGGUGUUUGGGGAGGCCACCAAGCAGCCGGGCAUCACCUUCAUCGCAGCCAAGUUCGACGGCAUCCUGGGCAUGGCCUACCCCCGCAUCUCGGUCAACAACGUGCUGCCCGUCUUUGAUAACUUGAUGCAACAGAAGCUGGUGGACAAGAACAUCUUCUCCUUCUACCUGAACAGGGACCCUAACGCGCAGCCAGGAGGUGAGCUGAUGCUGGGUGGCACCGACUCCAGGUACUACAAGGGCGCCCUCAGCUACCUGAAUGUCACCCGCAAGGCUUACUGGCAGGUCCACAUGGAUCAGGUGGACGUGGGCAACAGCCUGACCUUGUGCAAGGCGGGCUGUGAGGCCAUUGUGGACACGGGCACCUCCCUCAUCGUGGGCCCUGUGGAAGAGGUGCGCGAGCUACAGAAAGCCAUUGGGGCCGUGCCGCUGAUCCAGGGAGAGUACAUGAUUCCCUGUGAGAAGGUGUCCAGCCUGCCCGAGGUCAUCCUGAAGCUGGGGGGCAAAGACUACAAGCUGUGUGCAGAGGACUACACGCUCAAGGUGUCACAAGCCGGGAAGACCAUCUGCCUGAGCGGCUUCAUGGGCAUGGACAUCCCCCCGCCUGGCGGGCCGCUCUGGAUCCUGGGCGACGUCUUCAUCGGCCGCUACUACACCGUGUUCGACCGCGACGAGAACCGUGUGGGCCUGGCAGAGGCCACUAGGCUGUAGCGGG